GCGGCAGCGACAUGGCGGAGCCGCCAGUGAACGAGCCCCAACGGCCUCGCGGCGAGCGCGGGCUGCGCCGCCACCGCCCCCUGGCGGCAGCUCGGGGGUGCGGCGUCCGCACCCCUGCUUCCUUCCUUCCUUCCCUCCUUCUUCCCUUGCUUCCUUCCUUCAGUGCCUGCUUCCCUCCUCCCUUCACGGCCAGCAUGUUCAUUCCGUGCGACCGCGGCGGGGGCUCGGCCGCCCCCGACUUUAAAGGCUUCACCCUGCUCAUGCCAGCAGUGUCCGUUGGGAAUGUCGGUCAGUUGGCAAUAGAUCUGGUGAUUUCCACACUUAACAUGACUAAAGUUGGUUACUUCUACACCGAUUGCCUGGUGCCAAUGGUUGGAAAUAACCCAUAUGCAACAGCAGAGGAAAACUCAGUGGAGCUGAGUAUAAAUGCUGAAGUGUACUCCUUACCUUCAAAGAAGCUUGUAGUUCUGCAGAUCAGAUCACCUUUUAUAAAGAACAAGUACAGGCCAUUCUGUGAAACCCUGCUCUCUUGGGUGAAAAGCAGCAAAUGUGCCAUGGUUGUCCUUCUGUCCAGCAGCCAUGCGUACCAGCGCGAUGAUGAGCAGCUUCUGGGGACACCACUGCGCUACCUGCUCACACCCGAUCUGGAGAAAGCAGUUGGAGGCCGCAUGAAGGAGCUAAACUGGAAAGAAAUGGAAAAAGUAGCAGCUUAUCCUGGUAUAAAUGAUACAGACAAAGUUCUGCAUAUACCUGGAGGUGGCAUCACAAAACUAUUGUUUACUGAGAGCUGUUCAGAGGGAAUCCAAAUGGCAGUUCUUCUGAAAUUUUGCUCAGAAGGAGACAACAUCCCUGAUGCAUUUGUUCUUGUUAACUAUCUUAAUGAAUGGCUCCAGCUAAUUAAAAGUGAAAGCAACGAUUCCACAGAUCCUUCUUCACAGUGGAAGAUACCGAGUUCCUGGCGCCUGCUUUUUGGCAAUGGUCUCCCACCUGCCCUUUUCUGAUCAGCUCUGAGCUCACUGUGAGUCACGUGUGCAGUCACAGAUGUCCCUUGAGCUGGUGAUUACAGUAAUUGCCAAGGAACAGCAGCUUGCUUUGGUGUCUGUCUACAUAAAUGCUUUAGUUAAGAAAAAUUCCUUUUGUGUAUGUGGGUAGCUAAAGAAAUUAAGGUAACUUUCACAAACUCACCAAAGAAAUAUGUUUUGUACAGUUGUUUAUUGAGUAACUUUGGUUGGAAGUUUUUUCUAAUAAAAUAUUUUUUAAGAAA
Molecule: messenger RNA, 1264 nt
Organism: Camarhynchus parvulus
Lineage: Eukaryota; Metazoa; Chordata; Aves; Passeriformes; Thraupidae
Gene: PSMG2
Product: proteasome assembly chaperone 2
Exons: 7
Coding region: 12-1001 (329 amino acids)
Biological process (GO): proteasome assembly
Cellular component (GO): cytosol; nucleus
Source: RefSeq, a predicted model, not a curated record